Molecule: messenger RNA, 6044 nt
Organism: Cercocebus atys (sooty mangabey)
Lineage: Eukaryota; Metazoa; Chordata; Mammalia; Primates; Cercopithecidae
Gene: KEL
Product: Kell blood group, metallo-endopeptidase
Exons: 19
Coding region: 3600-5906 (768 amino acids)
Biological process (GO): protein processing
Cellular component (GO): plasma membrane
Molecular function (GO): metalloendopeptidase activity
Source: RefSeq, a predicted model, not a curated record
UCAGUCUAUAUAUAUAUACACACACCUAUUGAAAGAGGUCCAUCUACUUAUCACUUAAAUUAUUUCAAAAGCCAAUUUGUGGUAUACUGAACUUAGAAGUUACUCUUCCCCAAAGGAGCUCCCCAAUUGUCAAGUGUUACUUCCUUUGAAAGAGCAAUAAGAACACCCCAAAGCCUGCCCCCCAUGGUCUGUUUCUCCAUCAUCUUCUGGGCAAAGUCCAUAACAUUGCUUGUGACAUCAAGGCUUACUUCGGUUCACUCAGAACUGGGUUUAUUGUUCUUUAGGGGGUAACUUCUUAGUUGCUAUCACUGCAAUCAAGUGAUCUUAGAAGCAAAUUGCCACUCAUGUGCACACUUGAGAGUGUCACAAUAGAUAUAUUAAUGUCCUGUCCUUGAUUUUGAUACCAUAUCCACUGUGGAUGGCAGCUGAUUAUGGAUAGAACAUUGUGGCAAAGGCGGUGAUCUUCAGAUGAUGAAACUGAAUGUUGGAGAGUCUGAGAUUACCAGCCCCCAAAACUGUCACCUCACAAGGCCAAGCAGUGAAAAAUAAAGAAAAUAAGAAAAAUAAAUAAACUCUCUAAAAAGAAGAGUUUAGAUGAAGGAAGAUGUUUACUAUGAAGACACUUCCAAAAAACAGAAACUUAGUGACUGAGAGGCUCAAUGGUUAAGGUUUUGGUUCAAUUCUCGGUUCUGAUAAUUAUUAAUUUUGUAACUUUGAGUAAGUUCACUGUACUUUCAUAUCGCUCUGACUGCUCAUCUAUAAAAUGGGGAAAAUAAUAGCUGUUAUCUCCCUCACAAAGUUGCUGUGAAGACUGAAGGAAAACAUACAAGCAAAACAUUUAGCACAUUCCUAGCACAAAGGAGGUGCUCCAUAAAAAGUGGUUAUUUUUAUUAUUACCAAUAUUUUAUUUUGAUACUAUUAUGACAUCAAACAAAAGCUCCUGGAAUUAGAAUAAAUGGACAGGACAAUUAAGGCAAGCAGGAGGCAGCAUCCGCAAAGAUAAAUGUGGUCCAUGCGCCACAGUUGUUAACACACCUCUUCUCUGUGUUUAGAUCUGAGUGAAGGCUGCUGCAUGGCCAUGACUGGGUAUGGCUGUGCUGGUGAUGACUCACCAUGGAGUAGGAUAUGGGUAAUAAGAGGAAGUCAUGCUCCUGAGACAGCUCCCAGGACGGAGGUUGCUUGGCUUUCAGGAGGCAGCUGAGUAGGAAUGGUGGACCCGGCAGCUGUGCUGCCCUAUCCCUGUGGCUGGCUCAGCUUCUCUGACAGGGAGAGAACCUAAGUCUACGCUGUGGUGGCUGUCCAUAGCGGAAUGUCACAGAACACACUCUUUCUUCAACUUUUUCUUCUCUAAUCUAAGUGGUCUCCGUUAUCAUUUUCCCAGGGAAACAUGAGCUCAGGGGAUUUGAUUGACAGAAAAGGAGUGAGGAAGGGAAUAUGUGUGAAGGAAGCUAAAAGCCCAUGGGGAGAGUACUGGACUUUCUGUGGAAGGGAAGUUUGAAGACGAGGCACCAUCAGGAUGUACCCACACAGACCAAACACCUCUAGAAUCCUGAGUCAGCAUCUUCCCCUCAUGCUGAUUCCUACUCCCUGCCUCAACCAAAAUUCCAUUGUUCGCUGGCAUUACUAUUCCCCUAGUCAUGCAGAAAUGCAACUUGGAGCUCCUCUGUGGCUCUAUUAUAAACCCCUCCUCCAUUCAACCCAUUACCAUGACUUUAUUCCAUACAGUUUUUCUUUCUACGCACUUCCCUCCCCUCUGCCAUCCCGCUGCCUUCAUCACUCCUGCAACACCAAACUAACCACUCUGUUUCUUGUCUUUAUCCAAUCCGUCCAGAUCCCCAGUACCACACCAGCGUUUCUUAGAUAUUAUUGUGUCUUGCCACACCUUUCCUCAAAAGCCUUAUUUUCCCCAAUGCUUUCUUUUCUAAUGUAUGAAGUUCUGACUUUUCAUUAUGACUUUCAUGAUUCCCCACCAGCUGGCUCCAGGGGGCACAAUGGCUUUACUCCACUUCUCCAUACCCACCCUCAUCCCAGCAAGUGCACCAUGGCCCUGGCACAGUGCUGAUGGAAUCUGAAAAUAUCGCCAGGAAAUCAUUUGCAAGACUAUCCUAAUAAAUUACAUUUUUUUUUUCCUGGAAUGGGGAAACAAGGGACAAAGGGUGAAACACUUUCCCCAAAAAAUGUGCUUGCCUCACUGAGACCACAGGUAAGGGCUUAAUAUGAUGUGAGAAAGAGGAUUUCUAACUUGGAAUGUAAUUCAUUUCCUUGAAUAUUUAGAAAGCCUCUUGGAUGGGCAGGAAUGAAAACCAGACACUGUACCUGCCAUGACAUAGUUUUCAAUCAAUAAGGAGAUGAAGAGGCAAGCUACCAGUGUAACAGAAAGCAGAAUGAAAGAAAGAGGGACUCAGUAAAGCCUUGUUCUUUUGUUGAAGGCAUGAGAUCCUAUGAGGUAGGCAUGGGCAAGUAUUACCUUCAUUUUCCAGAUGACAAAACUUGCUUACCUGCCCCAGAGUUUAAGUGGCUUGCUUAUUGUCACAGAGCUAAUAAUUAGCAGAUUAGGGUCUCCUAGCUGGGUGAUCUUUUGAAUGCAUGCCUCUGCCAGCAGCCAGCAGAGCUAUGAAACACCGAAAGAAAUAAUUAAGCCUGCUUGGGAACAGUGUGAACGGGCAUGGAGCUGGGAGGUCUCCUGGGAAAGGUGGCAUUUGACCUGGGAAUUGAUGAAUCCCAGAAAAGCCAAUCAGCGAGGUGUGAAAACAAAACUAAAAUGGAGACUGGGCCUGAAAAAUUCCCAGGCAGACAAAGCCGAAGACCUUAAAAAUAGCCAGGUUCUUACUAAAACUACAAACAUAAGUGAAACUUAACUUGGGUCAAUUUCCGAUAAAUGCUUAUGACAGAAAUAACAAUUUAACCCCAGCCGAUGAUAAGUAGUCAACUAACAUAUGAUUAUGUGACUAGGGACUUUCCAAAAAGUUACUUUAAAAAGGCAAUUAUGUAACUGCAAACCAGUCAAAUAAUGUUUUAUUUUGCUUCUGUAACUUCCCAGUAAAUGCUUGCCUCUGACACUUUGUCAUCGCAACACUAAACUUUUGUCAGUCUGGUGCUGCCCAAUUCAUGAAUUGCUUCUUACUUAAAUAAACUCUUUAAAAUUUUACUGUGCCUCAUAUUUUUUAAUAGAGAAGAAAGGAGAGAAGGAAGAAUAUUUUAGAAAUAAAGGAACUUCACGGGCAGAGUCACAGUGCGAGACAAGAGGAGCAGACCAAGGGCAAGAUUGCUGGGGGAGUGAGGACUCCCUCCCUCUUCUCCCCUGAGAAGCUGAGAUAAAGGGGGAGGAGAAACCUGGGUGCCCCCCACUGAUAAGCAGGCUCCACCCAGAGGCCAGUCCUGUGUGUCUGGGGACAAGGGGAAAGAGCAGCAGAGGUGUCCCUUCUCCAAGAUCAAGGAACUGGGGUGGGGACAGAAGGGGGACCGUUUCCUGGACCCCAGUCCUCCGGAUCAGCACCUAGAGUGGAACCAGGAACGAUUCUGGAGCCACAGAGGAUAGACAGACGGAAGGUGGGGACCAAAGUGAGGAAGAGCCGAGGGAACCCAGCCAGGCAGGUGGAAUGGGGACUCUCUGGAGCCAAGAGAGCACUCCAGAGGAGAGGCUGCCCAUGGAAGGGAGCAGGCCAUGGGCAGUGGCCAAGCGGGUGCUGACAGCUAUCCAGGUUUUGGGCCUGCUUCUUUGUUUUUCUGUGCUUUUGUUCUACAUCUUCCAGAACUGUGGCCCUCGCCCCUGUGAGACAUCUGUGUGUUUGGAUCUCCGGGAUCAUUACCUGGCCUCUGGGAACACAAGUGUGGCCCCCUGCACCGACUUCUUUGGCUUUGCCUGUGGAAGGGUCAAAGGGACCUAUAAUUCUUUUCAGGAGCUUGCCACAAAGAACAAAAACCGACUUCGGAGAAUACUGGAGGCCCGGAAUUCCUGGUACUCAGGCUCUGGGGAGGAGAAAGCCUUCCAGUUCUACAACUCCUGCAUGGAUACACGUGCUAUUGAAGCUGCAGGGACUGGUCCCCUCAGACAAGUUAUUGAGGAGCUUGGAGGCUGGCGCAUCUCUGGUAACUGGACUUCCUUAAACUUUAACCGAACACUGAGACUUCUCAUGAGUCAGUAUGGCCAUUUCCCUUUCUUCAGAGCCUACCUGGGACCUCAUCCUGCCUCGCCACACACACCAGUCAUCCAGAUAGACCAGCCAGAGUUUGAUGUUCCCCUCAAGCAAGAUCAGGAACAGAAGACCUAUGCCCAGAUCUUUCGGGAAUACCUGACUUACUUAAAUCAGCUGGGAACCUUGCUGGGAGGAGACCCACACGAGGUGCAACAACACGCUUCCAUGUCCCUCUCCAUGACUUCACAGCUGUUCCAAUUUCUGAGGCCCCUGGAGCAGCGGCGGGCACAGGGCAAGCUCUUCCAGAUGGUCACUAUCGACCAGCUCAAGGAAAUUGCCCCUGCCAUCGACUGGUUGUCCUGCUUGCAAGCAACAUUCACACCGAUGUCCCUGAGCCCCUCUCAGUCCCUCGUGGUCCACGACGUGGAAUAUUUGAAAAACAUGUCACAACUGGUGGAGGAGAUGCUGCUAAACCAGAGGGACUUUCUGCAGAGCCACAUGAUCUUAGGGCUGGUGGAGACCCUUUCUCCAGCCCUAGACAGUCAAUUCCAGAAGGCACGCAGAAAGCUCAGCCAGAAACUGCGGGAACUGACAGAGCAACCACCUAUGCGCGCCCGCCCGCGAUGGAUGAAGUGCGUGGAGGACACAGGCACGUUCUUCGAGCCCACACUGGCGGCUUUGUUUGUUCGUGAGGCCUUUGACCCGAGCACCCGAAGUGCUGCCAUGGAAUUAUUCACUGCGAUCCGGGAUGCCCUCAUCACUCGCCUCAGAAACCUUCCCUGGAUGAAUGAGGAGACCCAGAACAUGGCCCAGGACAAGGUUGCUCAACUGCAAGUGGAGAUGGGGGCUUCAGAAUGGGCCCUGAAGCCAGAGCUGGCCCGACAAGAAUACAGAGAUAUACAACUUGGACCAAACUUCCUGCAGUCUGUCCUGAGCUGUGUCCGGUCCCUCCAAGCUAGAAUUGUCCAGAGCUUCUUGCAGCCUUGCCCCCAACACAGGUGGAAGGUGUCCCCUUGGGAGGUCAAUGCUUACUAUUCAAUAUCUGACCAUGUGGUAGUCUUUCCAGCUGGACUCCUCCAACCCCCGUUCUUCCACCCUGGCUACCCCAGAGCUGUGAACUUCGGCGCUGCUGGCAGCAUCAUGGCCCACGAGCUGUUGCACAUCUUCUACCAGCUCUUGCUGCCUGGGGGGUGCCCAGCCUGUGACACCCAUGCCCUCCAGGAAGCUCUCCUGUGCCUGAAACGCCAUUAUGCUGCCUUUCCAUUACCCAGUGGAACCUGGGGGGGUGACUCCCUCACAUUCUUGGAGAAUGCUGCAGACGUGGGGGGGCUAGCCAUUGCACUGCAGGACAUCUAUAGGUCUUCUGGGAAUUACUCUUUCUUCUGGCUCAGAUCAACUUGUCAGUGCAGAGCCAGUGAGCAAGGGCCAUGGGUUUUGGGUACUGUGUGGAGGGACUUACAAAUGGCCACAGGUCUAGAGCCUGAGGGCCCUUCUCCACCCACCCCUACCCAGGCAUACAGCAAGAGGCUGUUAUGGCACCGUGGGGAGACCGUCCUGCCCCGCCUGGACCUCAGCCCCCAGCAGAUCUUCUUUCGAAGCUAUGCCCAGGUGAUGUGUAGGGAGCCCAGCCCCCAGGAAUCUUACGACACUCACAGCCCUCCACACCUCCGAGUCCAUGGGCCCCUCAGCAGCACCCCAGCCUUUGCCAGAUAUUUCUGCUGUGCACGUGGUACCCUCUUGAACCCCUCCAGCCGCUGCCAGCUCUGGUAACUUGGUUACCGAAGAUACCACAGCACAGAAAUAUCGACCAACACCUCCCUGGUCACAUCCACGGAAUCAGAGCAAGAUUUCCUUUCCACUUCUGUUCCAAAAAUAAAAGCCGGCACUUGGCUUCUGCUUGUCUCUUAA